This is a messenger RNA of Vigna radiata var. radiata (mung bean), 648 nucleotides long. RefSeq names its product WD-40 repeat-containing protein MSI4-like. NCBI's taxonomy places the organism in Eukaryota, Viridiplantae, Streptophyta, Magnoliopsida, Fabales, Fabaceae. The transcript is spliced from 7 exons. The record is from RefSeq and is a predicted model, not a curated record. The coding region runs from base 1 to 363 and encodes 120 amino acids.
AUGAUAUGGUCAAGUUCUGUGGAUAGUGUGGUAAGUUCCCACUUUCUUCUCUUGUUCCGGUUCUCCACGGUUGGCUUGCCAACCACAACCUCGUAUGGCCUUCUCUUUCUUGCAGAUGGGGUCCUCAACUGGAACAAGCAACUUACAAGAAUCGUCACCGUCUCUAUCUCUCUCUCUGAGCAGACAGACGAAAGUGUUCCCAACACACUCGUUAUAGCCAACUGCGACGUUGUUAAACCCAGGGUUGUUGCUGUUGAGCACAUCUCUCAGUUUAACGAGGAAUCACAGUCUCCUUUUGUCAAGAAGUUCAAAACUAUACUACAUCCUGGCGAGGGAGUUAAAAUUUACUCUCUCAGAUUUUGACAGUUGGUAUUGAUCCUCUGCUCAAUCAUCUUGACAUGAAUGGCACUAUCCUUUCACAAAUACAGUAUGCUCCAUCGUUAUCUUUUUCUAUCUCCUUACAUCCCUUAGGGGUAUAUUCUGUUACUGUUGUGUUUAGUACGGGUUGUCUGCUCAAACAUUGCUAUUGUGUUUAUGUAAACCAAAGUAAUUUUUGUUGAGAAUUUUUAAUUUUUAUUUUAGCUUUUAUAUCCAUUAAUGUGCAAUCUACAAACAUGGGAAAUAUAACUAUGGCUUAUUGCAAAUGUA